Molecule: messenger RNA, 2378 nt
Organism: Punica granatum (pomegranate)
Lineage: Eukaryota; Viridiplantae; Streptophyta; Magnoliopsida; Myrtales; Lythraceae
Source: RefSeq, a predicted model, not a curated record
GGCUGGUCUUAGUUUUGUGAGAAACCAAGGGGAUCUUGUCCUGUCCAUUGAUCGUGAAAUAGAAUAGGCUCAAGGACACGGGAGAGCAUUCAUAAGACAAUCAUCAAAGACGAAAGACCGUUCCUUGCUGACAAAUUUGAAGAGUUCCAAGCUCCAACAACCCAACAAGGUUGUCGUUCAGGAGGGGAUGCAAAAUUCGCUCCUUUCUGUUCAAGGAACCCUCAUCUGAUUGUCAUGUGUACCUGAGCUAUGGUGUUGAAGAAGAGCGUCCAUAACAGAGGAACGGCUGGUUUUCAGUUCCCAGUCAUACCUCGUGCUCGGAGAUCAGCUCGAAGGAGGGGCCCGCGGGAGAAGAUAAUAGAUGCUAAUCAAAUUUGUGCUAUCGAACUGCUCGCCUCUUUGGCUGGAAAGUUAUUGCAAGAGAGUGAAAGUUCUUCUGCUUCUAGCAAUGCAUCUGAGGACAAUAACAAUAACCUCGCCAUAGGUAAAGGUGUUGUUAAACGUGAAAGUCAGGAUGAAGAUAAGCUGUUAAAAGCUGAGCCUUUUGUCCCAAUAAGCGGUAAGGAGAGUGCAUGCAUAUCUGAACAGGCUUUCAAAAUGGGUGAUAUCAGAGGAAGAGAUGAUGUGAAGCCAAUAACAUGCAAAAGCAAGAGUAAUGGACAGCCUUGGGAUUAUAAUCAUAGGAGAGAGUUGAAAGAUGUUGAGCAGAUGGAGAAGAAGGGGCACUUGUGUAACAGACAGAGUACAAAGAAAUCAGAGCAAUGUCGACUGAAUUCUCUUGCACCGAUGUCUUUGGACAGUAAAACCAGACUUGACACUAAAUUAGGUUGUAGAGAUGAUGACGGAAACUUCCCCAAUUACAGUAGACUUAGCAAAAAAUUUAAGACGUUUAGGCAUCCUCAGAGCGUUGGAGACCGUAGAAUAAGGAAGCUGCUGACCUUCAAGCACUGGAAAGCCUCUCCAAAGUGUAGGGACCAAGAGCCUGCUAAAAUCUAUGGGGGAAGACAGCCCUUUUACCGAAAGAGAAAAGUGUGCUUCAACCAUGAAAGGAGUCAUCGGGACUUGCUCUAUAAGAGGAGGAAGUUAUUUGAUAGAGGGUCUGUCGUAACUUCUGAUGGAUUCUACAGCAGUGAAAGUAUGGCAAAUUCACCUCGGAAAGCAAAUGGGGUGUCAGCUUCGAUUUUAGCUCGUCAAAAUUCCUUUCAUGCAGAGGAUUCUCAUGUUAAGUUCAGCAUCAAAUCCUUCAAGAUACCUGAGCUCCUCAUUGAGGUCCCACAGACAGCCACUGUCGGUUCACUUAAGAGGACUGUUAUGGAGGCAGUAACUGCUAUUCUCGGAGGUGGGUUACGGGUUGGGGUCGUUCUUGAAGGAAAGAAAAUUCGGGAUGACAGCAGGACCCUAGUGCAGAGCGGUAUCUCCUGUAAAGACAAUAUUGAUACUCUGGGCUUCACAUUGGAGCCCAAUUCUAUGCAGGUCCCGCAAAUUGCAGCCCCAAAAGAAGACCCUCCUCUUCUGUCACCUCAUGAUGGCCCACUACUCCUGACUCGGUCUCCUGGCGGUUCGGAUGUAGAUCCCGUCAUUUCCAAUGCCUUACUUGACCCGCCUCCUUUGAUGAAUCUCGGAAACAAUGCAGAGAGCAACUCCGUGAUUUCCGACGUUCUAAUCGAGAAAACUGUACCAGAGAGCCAAGCCCUUGUCCCAGUCCUGCCGGUUAGCCCCAGAGCACUGUCUGCUGUGCCGCUGAAACAGAAAGGCAGGUGCACUGACAUGGCACAGCGCCGUAUCAGGAGACCAUUCUCUGUUUCUGAGGUUGAGGCAUUGGUUCAGGCAGUUGAGGAACUAGGAACUGGGAGGUGGCGUGAUGUCAAAUUGUAUGCGUUCGAGAAUGCAGGGUACCGAACUUAUGUGGAUUUGAAGGAUAAAUGGAAGACACUAGUCCACACUGCAAGCAUCUCGCCUCAGCAGAGACGGGGAGAGCCUGUCCCUCAAGGGCUCCUAGAUAGGGUCCUCUCUGCCCACGCUUACUGGUCCCAGUGCCAACCCAAACAGGGCGGGAAGAGCCAACUUCUCAAGAUCGAGAGCGCAUGAUGUAAAGAGCUGGAAAAUAGAGGAAAGAGGUUCUGCUGUUCAUUCUCAAAAGAGAAAAAACUUGUACAAAUUGUUCGAUUUCUUGUAAAAUUCUUGAACCUGACACGAUUCUUUGCCCGGCUUCACCCAAAGAAGGAGAGGCUGCUGGCAAUCUGUAAAUGACCCUGUCGAAUAAGUCAUCUUGGCAGCCGAAUCUAUCUCUGAUGAUCCUCUGACUGAUGCGAUUUCUGUAAUGUACAUUAUGGAUUUAACAAAGGGAAUUAAGAACUUCCAUUUGAUUUCUUUGUUUA